Amyelois transitella is the source of this 720-nucleotide messenger RNA. RefSeq lists its product as uncharacterized. Bases 1 to 720 code for a protein of 239 amino acids. Lineage: Eukaryota; Metazoa; Arthropoda; Insecta; Lepidoptera; Pyralidae. The transcript has a single exon. The record is from RefSeq and is a predicted model, not a curated record.
AUGGCAUUGCAGCAUACACCACCUGGAAGAUUUGCUUCGGAUACGGAUAUACCUGCGUCGCUUUAUGAGAAGGAUGUUUUUCCCAACUUCCGUAAGCGUAGGCAGCCUCAUCACGACAUAAUAGAUUUUGAAGAUAAAUUUAAUAGUCAAUUAUCCAUGUGGGAUCGAAAGAUAACAGACUGUGUGAGUAAGGCUGUUUGUUCGUCGGUUUCUUGCGAGAUGGCGUCAAUCUCAUCUAAACUCAUUGAGAUAAAUUCCAACAUCGUCGAACUUAAAACAGACAACAUUAAUAUUCGUAAAUCGGUGGAUGAAACCAAUCAGCGAUUGAGUGAAAUGGAGAAGGCUCUUAACUUCUCUAUUGAGCGCCAGGAAUCAUUUGAUGGGAGAUUAAAGAAAGUUGAAGAAAAUAUGACACAAGCCAGCGAUAUUAAUGCCCAGGUUCAGGCGCUUGAGCUCAAAUUGGCAUUAAUGGAACAGCAGGCCAGGCAAUGCAACAUAGAAAUCUCGAAUCUACCUGAGAGACGUAAUGAAAAUCUUAUUGGUGUACUAAACAGUUUGGGUAAUUACAUCAAGCAGCCAAUUAAUCCUGUAGACAUUGUGUCAGUACACCGAGUGCCCCAUGCGGAUCCCAGCAGUCGACGACCAAAAAAUGUAGUGGUUAAAUUAUCCAAUAGAAUUUUGAGAGAUAAUAUAAUAUCAGCUUGUCGGGCAGUGAAAUGA